AUGCCCGCAUUUUGCAAAAAUACAUACGGGCGGCGUACCAAAAACAAUACCAACAAAAGUACAAAUUGGAACGCGAUUAAAGCGUUAAUUUGCAGGAUUUUGGGUACAAGCCAAGCGUUAGCUAAAGGAAAACGAGCCGGGCCACGACCAACCCGUUCACCAAAGGAAAAAACCAUAAUAAUUUUAUGCCCGCAUAGCAAUUACCCAAAUGGUUUAUUACCAAAAGCCGAAGCAUGGCAAAUAAGAUACAAGCUUUUAUAUAUACCAACGCGGUACGACAAGGACGUAAAAAGCUUGUAUAAAUUUCCUAGCAACCUUAACAACCCAAAGUACGUAAAGCUAUUUGCAAUAAAAACUUUAGCAAUAACGAUUAGCUUGAACAAGCAACAUUUCCAUAUACGGGUGCAAUAA
This is a messenger RNA of Gaeumannomyces tritici R3-111a-1, 411 nucleotides long. RefSeq lists its product as hypothetical. The record is from RefSeq and is a predicted model, not a curated record. The transcript has 5 exons. Bases 1 to 411 code for a protein of 136 amino acids. Lineage: Eukaryota; Fungi; Ascomycota; Sordariomycetes; Magnaporthales; Magnaporthaceae.